AUGCUGGGCCUUGGUACCAUCUUUUACACGGCGCUCCUGCUCGUCAAUGCGAUCGCUGUGCUGAACGAGGACCGAUUCUUGAACCGAAUCGGCUGGUCGACAAACUCGCGUAGCAUGAGCUUUGACGAUACCGGCGAUGCGGGCGUCAAAGCGCGGCUCGUCAACUUGAUCAGCGCCGUGCGGGUCCUCCUCCGAAGGUAG
This is a messenger RNA of Malassezia japonica, 201 nucleotides long. RefSeq lists its product as uncharacterized. Gene Ontology annotation, biological process: endoplasmic reticulum to Golgi vesicle-mediated transport. Gene Ontology annotation, cellular component: endoplasmic reticulum membrane; COPII-coated ER to Golgi transport vesicle; Golgi membrane. The coding region runs from base 1 to 201 and encodes 66 amino acids. The transcript has 3 exons. Lineage: Eukaryota; Fungi; Basidiomycota; Malasseziomycetes; Malasseziales; Malasseziaceae. The record is from RefSeq and is a predicted model, not a curated record.